This is a messenger RNA of Gamsiella multidivaricata, 583 nucleotides long. RefSeq lists its product as uncharacterized. NCBI's taxonomy places the organism in Eukaryota, Fungi, Mortierellomycota, Mortierellomycetes, Mortierellales, Mortierellaceae. The coding region runs from base 46 to 498 and encodes 150 amino acids. The record is from RefSeq and is a predicted model, not a curated record. The transcript has a single exon.
AAAAAAGACCACCAUUGCUAAAAAGCUGGGUAAACAUCUGAACCCAUGGAAGAAUUAAGCGGUAAGAAAGGAAGCAGUGCCGCUCCGGCACCGAACACGGUUUCAACCAUGCCCGGUGCAUCGCCGCCCCCAACAGCGGCUCCGAUAGGAUCGUCGAUCGCAUCCCGACGAUCCUCUCAAUCGUCGUUCUCAUCGACAUCGCCGACUCUUAUCGCGGCCUCCCCUCCGCGUACCCCUCCGAUACCCGUCACAGCCCCGCCGUCAUCCCUCACGUCUAGCAGGGAUGAGAAUCAGCCGCGGUCCAGCCUCAUGGGCAGUGACUUAUCAGACUCGAUCACGAGAGGGGCUCAGGAACGAUGGCUAUCCGAGCCCAACAAGGCGUACUACCAGGACGGGUGGUGCAUGAGCCAAGCGGUGACCGAGCUGAUGCCUCCAAAAUAUAGCUUCAAAGCUUCAGCUAGAUCGGCCCCUAGGAGAACAGAAGGAGAAGGAGUAUGAGCCAGGUAUGGGACGUGGCGAAGAGGGACGUGAACGAGAGAGAGAGAGAGAGAGAGAGGGAGGAGGGUGAACCACAAGAAGAUCG